AGCCGGUAAAAGGUCAUCAUCAAUGGUCCAUCACAGAGAAAGAGAAUUUGUGAGUGGUGUAUAUUUCUAUAUGAAUUUGGAAUGAACAAAAUUGAAACCUUCCUUUGAACAAAGAAAGUGAAAAGUGAAUGUUCCUUAGUCUUAGUUUUAGUUUUUUUUCUUUCUUCUUUCAAUUUCAACUCAAAUUAUUAUUAAUUAUUACUAUUACUAUUACUAUUGCUUCCAAAUUUUGCUACAAAAAUGGAAUUUGAAGAAGAUCAAGAAGAACAAGAGGAAGAGUUAUGUGCGAGUUAUGACUCGUUACCUAACUCAUCCCGAGUUAAGAUGCCAGGUGGAACUGAACCUAUCAUGGUGUCUCAGCCACUCAGAAACAUCAUGGUUAACAACAACAACAACGGAAACAGUAACAUCGGUGUCGGAAACGGAAAAUCAAGGUAUAGAGAGUGUUUAAAGAAUCAUGCUGUCGGAAUUGGUGGUCAUGCUCUCGACGGUUGCGGCGAGUUUAUGCCAGCUGGAAAUGAAGGAAGUUUGGAGUCUUUAAAAUGUGCUGCUUGUAAUUGCCACCGUAAUUUCCAUCGCAAAGAGACCACGGAUAUUAUCACCGGUGGUGGUGACCCUUUUCUGUUGACACAUCAUGGUCACCACCCACCACCUCCGCCACAAUUUGCGGCAUACUAUCGUACCCCGGCCGGGUAUUUGCAUGUUUCUGGACAGCAGAGGCCGGGGACACUUGCUCUGCCAUCCACCUCCGGUGGAGGUGGAGGGACUCAGAGUACGAGAGAAGAGCAAGAAGAUGUUUCGAAUCCAAGUGGUGGUGGGUCUAGUAAGAAGAGACAUAGAACAAAGUUCACACCGGAGCAGAAAGAUAAGAUGUUGGAAUUAGCUGAGAAAUUGGGUUGGAGAAUUCAGAAACAUGAUGAAGGUUUGGUUCAAGAUUUUUGCAAUGAAAGUGGUGUUAAGCGUCAUGUUCUUAAGGUUUGGAUGCAUAACAACAAACACACUCUUGGUAAGAAGCCCUAGAACAAUGAAAAAUAAAAAACCCAUUAAUAAAAUUUGAAACUUUUCUUUCUUAGGGUUUUAUUCCCUUUGUCAUUUGAGGAAAUGGGUGGUAGAAGUGGCAUGGAAGGGAAUAUUAUAUUAUAUAUUAUUUAUGGUACUUAAUUUGUGUUAGUGUUUAAGAGUUUAGGUAAUUAAGAUUAAGAUUCUAGUACUUUAAUUUAAAUUAGAGGAUCUUAUUAUUGUUGAUGAACUAAUUUGAUGAUUUUAAUUUUAAUUAGACUUUUGGUCAUUAUGAAUUAGUUUUAUAUGUACAAUGUACAUGUUCUAGUUCUAGUGUUGUGUUAUGGUGGUGGUGGUGUUGGUGAAUGUGGAUGACAUCAUGGUAGUAGUUGUUGUUGAAGGUUAAGGUUAUGUUAUGCAUGAAGCUAAAAAUAGAUGACCCCUCUAGAUUAA
Messenger RNA from Trifolium pratense (red clover), 1452 nucleotides. RefSeq names its product zinc-finger homeodomain protein 2-like. Gene Ontology annotation, biological process: regulation of developmental process; regulation of DNA-templated transcription. The coding region runs from base 241 to 1020 and encodes 259 amino acids. Gene Ontology annotation, molecular function: transcription cis-regulatory region binding; DNA-binding transcription factor activity. The transcript has a single exon. Lineage: Eukaryota; Viridiplantae; Streptophyta; Magnoliopsida; Fabales; Fabaceae. Gene Ontology annotation, cellular component: nucleus. The record is from RefSeq and is a predicted model, not a curated record.